GCAUGGGCAUUCGGUGGCAUGUUUAGGGCGCUUAUCUCAAUUGAUGUUUUGUUGUGGGAUGAGAUGCAAAUAACAACAUGAAGAGGGAAUUUUCUCAUUAAUUAUAGUAAUAGUUUUGAUAAAUAGCGUCAAUAAAGCCAUGAUAUGUUCGUAACGACAGUAAUUCGGGUUGGACACGCUGCUAGCCGCCAUGGACCUUUUUGACAGCUCGGUUUCUCUCGGAGGUGCGUCGGUGGCGGCCUCAGGAGAAGAUGUGGAGAGCCCCGACGCUUCGCUACCUUGGGCGCGUUUCUCCGCUUGGCUGGAGUGUGUGUGCGUCGUCACCUUCGACCUGGAACUCGGGCAAGCCAUCGAGCUCCUGUAUCCUCACGACGUGAAACUUACCGAGAAAGAGAAAACCAGCAUAUGUUAUCUGUCCUUCCCCGACUCCUAUUCAGGUUGCCUCGGCGAUACCCAGUUCAGCUUCCGUCUCAGGCAUUCGGUGGGGCGUGGUAAUAGAGGGGCGUGGUUUGAGGAGAGUGACACCUACAACAGAAAUGUACCUGUGACGCUUCAGAGGGAGCAGUCUCAUCUCUAUGGUUACGUGUACUUCAGGCAAGUAAAAGAUGGCUCUGUCAAACGUGGAUAUUUUCAGAAGUCCCUGGUGCUGGUGUCCAGGUUGCCGUUUGCUCAGCUCUUCCGGUCCCUGCUACAGAUCAUCGCUCCAGAGUAUUUUGAAAAGCAGGAGCCAUGCCUAGAGGCUGUGUGUAAUGAGAUUGAUCAGUGGCCUGGUCCAACUCCUGGACAAAUCCUCAAUCUACCAGUCAUGGGAAUAGUCAUUCAGGUCAGGAUUCCUUCCAAAGAUGACAAGCCCAGGGAAAGUCCAGUUUCACCUAAAGAGAAUCUUUUACCUGGCCCUAUGGUCCUACCCUCCCCCCAAGAACAAAACCUUUUCCAGUGUUUCCAGUCUAUGCUGAUCCACGUGCAGAUGCUCUGGGAGCUCAUGUUGCUAGGCGAGCCUGUUGUCGUCAUGGCGCCCUCGCCAACCGUUUGCUCUGAAACUGUGCUCGCCCUGGUCAGCGCUGUCUCUCCGCUGAAGUAUUGCUGUGACUUCAGACCGUACUUCACCAUCCAUGACAGUGAGUUCAAGGAGUACACCACCCGGACACAGGCCCCACCAAAUGUGAUUCUGGGAGUGACUAAUCCAUUUUUCAUUAAGACCUUCCAGUUUUGGCCACACCUCAUCCGGCUGGGUGAAGUCAAGAUGACCGGUGAUGUACCCAAACAGGUGAAGGUUAAAAAACUGGCCAAACUGAAGAGCCUCGACACCAAACCAGGUAUCUAUACAGCCUAUAAGACAUUUCUGCACAAGGACAAGAUGCUCAUCAAACGCCUUCUCAAGGGCAUCCAGAGGAGGAGUAGGAGCGAAGUGCACAGCGCCACCUUGAGGCGGCACCUGCUGGAGCUGACUCAGAGUUUCAUCAUCCCUCUGGAACGUUACCUGGCCAGCCUCAUGCCUCUUCAACGCUCCAUAUCACCGUGGAAGACCCCUCCUCAAAUCCGCCCCUUCAGUCAGGACGAGUUCAUCGGCACACUGGACCAUGCAGGACCUCAGCUCACCUCUGUACUGAAAGGUGAUUGGCUGGGCCUCUAUAGGCGUUUCUUUCGCUCUCAGAACUUUGACGGCUGGUACCGGCUGAGACUUCGUGAAAUGACGCAGAAGGUGGAGUCACUACACCUUGAGAUAAUCUGUGAUGCAGAUCUGCUGGCCUGGACAAGAGACAGGUCAGAAGUGGAGAUUGUAGACCUCAUCCUUAAACUACGCGAGAAGCUGGUGAGGGAAGGCUGCAGGCAUCAGCUGUGUGUGCAGGAGGAGCUGCUGGAGAGACUGGAGCGCUCCAUCCACACCGUCAUCAGCUCCCUGCCUGAGGACCUGCAGACCCUGCUGCACCCACACACACACACCUGAGGACCUGCAGACCCUGCUGCACCCACACACCUGAGGACCUGCAGACCCUGCUGCACCCACACCCACACCCACACACCUGAGGACCUGCAGACCCUGCUGCACCCACACCCACACACCUG
This is a messenger RNA of Alosa alosa (allis shad), 2067 nucleotides long. It is a transcript of the gene dennd6b, whose product is annotated as DENN/MADD domain containing 6B. Gene Ontology annotation, molecular function: guanyl-nucleotide exchange factor activity. The record is from RefSeq and is a predicted model, not a curated record. The coding region runs from base 191 to 1948 and encodes 585 amino acids. Gene Ontology annotation, cellular component: recycling endosome. Lineage: Eukaryota; Metazoa; Chordata; Actinopteri; Clupeiformes; Clupeidae. The transcript is spliced from 20 exons.